UUGUAAAAUUAACAACGCAGAAAUGGAUAUACAAACAGUAAAUACUCGAAGAAAAAUACUAAGUCAAGUAGUUUCCAGUAUUUUAGUAGAGUGUGGUUAUGAUACGUGUGAGAAACUAGUAUUGGAAACACUCACUGAAAUGUUGCAGUCAUUUAUUGUGGAGAUUGGUGCUUCUGGAAGAAAUUAUUGUGAACUUUCUGGGAGAACAGAACCUCUUAUAGCAGAUGUGAUAUUGGCAUUAAUUAACAUGGGUAUAAAAUUAGAUAAUAUAGAAACUUAUGCAAAACGACAAAACAGGACAGUUCUGCCAAUGCUUCAACAGCAAACACAAGCAAAACAAUUGAACAUCUUGCAAGCUGGUGUUAAGCAAGGCCAUCCAUCGUAUAUACCAAGUUAUUUUCCAUCUUUUCCUGAUCCACAUGCGUAUAUUAGAACUCCGACACAUAAGCAACCAGUAACAGAAUAUGAAGCAAUCAGAGAAAAAGUAGCAACACAAAAACGAGAUAUUGAGAGAGCUUUAACAAGGUUUAUUGCAAAAACAGGAGAUACACAUAGUUUAUUUCUCACAGAAGACAAUAGCAUGUUUCCUUUAAUAUCUUGCAAACCACAAUUUCCGAGUUAUAUCUCUGCUCUUUUACCUCAAGACCAAAUAUUCGAACCAGAUUCAGAUUUUCAGUUCGAUUCAAAUCCCGUGAAAAAGAAAAAAGAGCAACAAAAUGAAGAAACAGAGGAAGGUAACCAAACACAAAACGAAAAUAUGGAGCAAAAUGGUGAAAUUAUUACUCAGCAAGAUGUUAUAGAUAAUCCAUAUUUAAGACCCGGAAAAAUUCCUAAAACUAAAAUACCAGGUACAACGAUAUCCGGACAGCACUCUGUUAAAAAAGAACUACUUGAAUGUUAAAUAUCAUGAUGUAACAUUAAUUACUGUAUAUACGUAAAAUCAGAUUCAAAAGUUCACUGCCGGUGUUUUUACGAAUUCUAACUGGAAACUCGAACACGUUUUA
Molecule: messenger RNA, 1004 nt
Organism: Cyphomyrmex costatus
Lineage: Eukaryota; Metazoa; Arthropoda; Insecta; Hymenoptera; Formicidae
Gene: Taf8
Product: TBP-associated factor 8
Exons: 5
Coding region: 23-901 (292 amino acids)
Biological process (GO): transcription initiation at RNA polymerase II promoter
Cellular component (GO): transcription factor TFIID complex
Molecular function (GO): protein heterodimerization activity
Source: RefSeq, a predicted model, not a curated record